UUUGCUGCCUCCAGUCGCAGCUGCGUGCUCGCAGGAGUGGAGCGGUGGAUUUUGCUGUAGCUGGACGGGCAUGACUCUCUCCGGUGGACAUCCACUCUGACCGGCAUUUUGUGUUUUUGGCGAACAGGAGCAUCCAGAACCACGUCGCGUCUUUGCUGAGGUUUCCUGAGGAGAAGCGGGUCGCCACAGACAGACUGAGGUUCGGCUGCGCCUUGAGCCCAUGAAAACAGGAGCUGGGGGAGAAAAGCAGGACAAGUCACAAUCAGUUUCACCUGAACAAAGACGAGCAACAAAGGGAUCCGCAUGGGUCAGGGGGAGGCUUCAGCUCGGGGGACGACCAUGGAGGGCGACUGCCUCAGCUGCAUCAAGUACCUCAUGUUUGUCUUCAAUUUUCUCAUCUUUCUGGGCGGCUCGUUCCUGCUGGGCGUGGGCGUGUGGGUGCUGGUGGACCCCACUGGGUUCAGGGAAAUUGUAGCGGCCAACCCCCUGCUGUUCACCGGCGUCUACAUCAUCCUGGGGAUGGGAGGCAUGCUGUUCCUGCUGGGCUUCCUGGGCUGCUGCGGAGCCAUUCGGGAGAACAAGUGUCUGCUUCUCUUCUUCUUCAUGCUCAUCCUGCUCAUCUUCCUGGCAGAGCUGGCCGCUGCCAUCCUCGCCUUCAUUUUCCGGGAACACCUGACCAGAGAGUAUUUCACCAAGGAGCUGAAGAGCCAUUAUCAGGGCUACAACAACAGCGACGUCUUCACCUCCACAUGGAACGCCAUCAUGACCACGUUUGACUGCUGUGGAGUGAACAGCCCAGAGGACUUUAAGGACAGCCUGUUCAGGCUCAACAACCAGAAUCACAUGGUGCCAGAAGCCUGCUGCCAGCGCAUUCCUCAGAGCAAAGAGCGGGUCUACUCCAGCCAGGAGCAGUGCCUAUCCGGCAAUACGGUCAUCCGCAACAAGGGGUGCUACUCUGCCGUGGUCGACUACUUCGAGGUGUACAUCUACGUCGCUGGAGCGCUGGCUAUCGUGGUGUUAACCAUCGAGCUCUUCGCCAUGGUCUUUGCCAUGUGUCUCUUCCGGGGAAUCCAGUAGAAGUGCUUCAUUUGCAAAUCGCUUUUUUUCUUGAACAAAAAGGGAAUUCAGGAGAAAACAACAAAACGGACAUUUGUAAAUUUGUGGAUCUGCUUUUUUUUUUUAUUGUCCAAUUGGUUUAAAAAACAAGAAGAAGAAGAAGAAAAAAAGGCAAACUCUUGUACUUCACAGCUGGACUUUUGAGGUACUGGGUGAUUUAAAAAAAACAACACACGGAAACCACUGAGAGAGUUUAAAAUCAAAGAUUUAAAAAAAAAAAAAAAACGAUUUGUGCGUAAAGUGGAAGCAGUAAUUAGUGGACCAGGUCUAGCACAGACUGGGUGUUAAGCCUGAGCAGAAGGCACUGCACUGACUUUUGGAUGAAGAAUAUUUAUAUAGAGUUACGUUGGCUCAACUGUAAAAACCGUGUUUCACUCUGAAUGGCAACCCGUCCCCGUUUUCUUACUGUGCACUGUAAGCAGCCGCCUUCCUCCACAUGCCCUUUUUUACUGCCACCUCUCAAAAUACUGUAAUCAUGUCGGCUCAUUAUUAUUGACCCUUUCCACGUGACGUCACGCUCUCCGGAACUCCGCCAUGACGGACGUCAGAACGACCAAUGCGCUCCGGUAAAGCCGGUAUAAAAACGGACACCUGCAACCCAAUACGUCGCUUCUGGUAGUUGAUUUCACUUAAAAGUGGUCAUGGGGUUGCUGCGCGGUCGGCUGCACAAACGGAGGAGGAUAGAAACCAAACUUGUCAUUUUAUUUUAUGACUUUUAAUGAGGAAGGAUACGGCAGCAGCCGUUAAUCAUAAUGACUUGCAGCUGUC
Molecule: messenger RNA, 1884 nt
Organism: Poecilia reticulata (guppy)
Lineage: Eukaryota; Metazoa; Chordata; Actinopteri; Cyprinodontiformes; Poeciliidae
Gene: tspan18b
Product: tetraspanin 18b
Cellular component (GO): plasma membrane
Source: RefSeq, a predicted model, not a curated record